Molecule: messenger RNA, 7590 nt
Organism: Rhinolophus ferrumequinum (greater horseshoe bat)
Lineage: Eukaryota; Metazoa; Chordata; Mammalia; Chiroptera; Rhinolophidae
Gene: MTBP
Product: MDM2 binding protein
Exons: 22
Coding region: 57-2768 (903 amino acids)
Biological process (GO): traversing start control point of mitotic cell cycle; regulation of protein ubiquitination; protein localization to kinetochore
Cellular component (GO): kinetochore
Source: RefSeq, a predicted model, not a curated record
CGCGGCUGUUUUGAUGUGGAAUUCCAGACCUGAAACUGGGGCUCAGCUCCGAGGAGAUGGAUCGGUACCUGCUCCUUGUGAUCUGUAAGGAAGGAAAAGUCUCAUCCGCGGUGGGAGGGGAGGCGGAGCACCUGCCAGGGGCGUCUGUUGAGGGUACCGAGAAGCAGCCAGACUUAACAGCAGCAAGUGUUUAUCAGCUCCUGAAAAGAAGCAUUAGUGCUUCAACUAAUCCAGAAGAUAGUACUUUCCCUGCCUGUUCGGUGGGCGGUAUACCUGGUUCCAAGAAGUGGUUCUUUGCAGUACAGGCCAUAUGUGGAUUUUAUCAGUUUUGUAGUUCUGACUGGGAAGAGAUACAUUUUGGUGUGGAAAAAGAUGAAAUUGAAGAUAUUCUUCAAUCAAAUAUCGAAGAAUGUUUGAGUGCUAUUGAGUGUUUUGAGGAAGAAGAUAGUAAUAGCAAGGAGUCAUUAUCUUUGGCUGAUCUAUAUGAAGAAUCUGCGGAAAAUUUGCAUCAGUUAUCAGACAAACUUCCUGCUCCUGGUAGAGCAAUGAUAGAUAUAAUACUAUUGCCCUCGGACAAGGAUCCUCCUAAAUUAAAAGACUGUUUACCUACUAUUGGAGCCUUAAAACAUUUAAAAGAAUGGUAUUCAGCAAAAAUUACUAUUGCAGGAAAUCGUGAAAUAAGUUGUCAGAAAAUUGCAGAAUACCUUUCUGCUAAUAUUGUAUCUUUAGAAGAUUUUGCAAGUGCUAUUGACUCAAAGGAGUUAUGGAGGGGUAAGAUCCAGCUAUGGGAAAGAAAGUUUGGAUUUGAAAUUAGUUUUCCCGAAUUUUGUUUAAAGGGAGUCACACCUACAAAUUUUAGUACAUCUAACUUAAAUACUUGCUUUCUUGACAAAAAGAUAAUACCAUCAAAGGAUAAGACUAUUUUGCCAAAGGUUUUCCAUUAUUACGGCCCUGCUUUAGAAUUUGUGCAGAUGAUAAAAUUAUCAGAUCUACCCUCCUGCUAUAUGUCGGACAUUGAAUUUGAAUUAGGAUUGACAAAAAACAGUACCAAGAAGAAUUCCUCGUUGCUGUUGGAGCAGAUGUCUUCUCUGUGUGGCAAGAUCGGUGCUCUUUUUGUAUUGCCAUGUACUAUUAGUAACAUACUUAUUCCACCUCCCAACCAACUCAGUUCAAGAAAAUGGAAGGAAUAUAUAGCCAAAAAGCCCAAGACAAUCAGUGUUCCAGAUGUUGAAGUGAAAGGAGAGUGUUCUAGCUAUUAUCUCUUGUUACAAGGUGAUGGCAACAGAAAAUGUAAAGCCACACUGAUUCACUCAGCUAACCAGAUCAAUGGUUCAUUUGCACUCAGUUUAAUUCAUGGAAAAAUGAAAGCCAGGGCAGAAGAAACGUCACUGAGCUUCCCUUUUGACUUCAUGUCACUUCCACAUUUUUCUGGGGAGCAGCUUAUACAGAGAGAGAAGCAGUUAGCUAAUGUUCAAGCUUUGGCUUUGAAAGAAUAUCUGAAAAGGAGAAAGUUGGCAAAGCAGCCUGAAGUAGUUUCUGUUGAUGAACUCAAAAAUCUAUUGAUACUCUCAAGGGAACGCUUUUUAGAUCAUUUUGACGCUAUGAUUCCUAAAACAAUUCUAAUCAAGACAGACAAAAUUAACACCUCCAAUCUGUUAAAUGACACCAGUCCACUAGAACCUAUUUCUUCAAGUCUAAUGGAAACCAAUCCCCUGGAAUGGCCUGAAAGGCAUGUUCUUCAAAAUCUGGAAAUGUUUGAAAAAACGAAACAGAAAAUGAGAACCAGUUCCUUACCUUGUUCGUCUGAACAGUUGCUGGGCCAUAAAGAGGGUGCACGGGAUUCAAUCACAUUAUUAGAUGCUAAAGAAUUGCUGAAAUUCUUUACCUCAGAUGGAUUGCCAAUUGGAGAUCUUCAGCCUUUACAGAUUCAAAAAGGGGAAAAAACUUUUGUUCUGACACCAGAACUUAGUCCUCGGAAACUUCGGGUUUUACCAUUUGAAAAAGCUUCAGUAUGUCAUUAUCAUGGAAUUGAAUACUGCUUGGAUGACCGGAAAUCUUUAGAAAGAGAUGGGGGAUUUUCUGAACUUCAGUCUCGUCUUAUUCGUUAUGAAACUCAAACUACCUGCACCCGGGAAAGUCUUCCAGUAGCUACUGUGUUGAGCCCUCUUCCAUCUCCUGCAGCUUUGUCAGAGCCUGGAAGUGUUCCUGACGGAGAAGCUUUACAGAGUGAACUCCGGACUGAAGUAUCCCGAUUGAAAAGGAGAUCAAAAGAUCUGAAUUGCCUUUAUCCCAAUAAAAGGCUUGUGAAAUCUGAUAGUUCAGAUUCUCUUCUUUCUCAGACAAGCACCAGUUCUAGUCACCACCACCAUGCGGUGCCAUCCAGAAAGCAGUGGGCACAGAGAUCAUUAUCUGGGACUUGUCCACCUCUUCCAGUUCCGAGCUAUGAAGCUCCAAAUGUCACUGCAAUGGCCAGUUCAGGUCUGAAAAGGGUGCACGAAUCAAAAACACUGAGGCAAAUUAAGGAAUCAAGAUCACAGAAACAUACACGGAUAUUGAAAGAAGUGGUUGCUGAAACCUUGAGGAAACAUGGUAUUGCUGAGGCACACGAGUGUUUCACGGCUUGCAGCCAGCGUCUGUUUGAGAUCUCCAAGUUCUAUCUAAAGGAUCUUAAAACUUCAAGGGGUCUAUUUGAAGAAAUGAAGAAAGCAGCAAACAAUAAUGCUGUACAGGUAAUUGAAUGGGUAUUAGAAAAGACAAGCAAGAAAUAACACAAGAUCAUUUUUUUGGACAAUUAUAAAUUGACAGAGCUAUUACUUAUUGCUUUCUUCCCUCAGUUUGAACAUUAUAAACAAAUUUCAAAGUUUAUUCAAAGAAUAGAUGUUACAUCUCUAAAGAAUUUCAUAAAUAUCUCGUAUUUAUGUAGUUUUGAGGAUGCUCAGUUAAUGUAUUUUAAUUGUAUACCUAUUAAAUAAUUUCACCAUAUUUUAAUUUUUAAAGUUAAUAUUUGUAUAUAUGUUUUAAAAGUUUUACUCUUGGUUAUUUAAUUAUUCCAAUAAAUAGAAAAAUAUACUUCUUUAUUUCUUGGUGAAUGUGUCUGUUAGGGCUAUUUAAAUUACUGAGGCUCAAGUGAGAGUGCAAAUGGUUUUUCUCAUGUGUUCCAAGGGCAUAAUUUAUUGGAUGCCUCUUGAUUUAGAAAAUACGGGCAAAAAUAAAAAUUCACACAGGAAGCCAUCUUCCCUUACCACUACCGUAGAACCAUCCCUGGUGGAGCUACUAGUGUUUAUCUGGAAUCAAAAAUGAAGAGGGGGCAGAAAUUGUGAAAAUAAGUCAUAGCAAAAAUGACUAAGUACAGACUUCCAGAAAAAAAUAUCUUUUCCCCAUUGUAGAAAUUCUGGAAAAUGCAGGCACUACAAAGAUGAGUGAAAAAAUUCCAACAUUCCCCCCCAUUACCUAUAGGUAACCACUGUCAGUUAUAUAUAUUUUAAAUAUAUGUAAUUAUUUAAAAAUAUUUUCAAAAUUGGGGUUGUGUGUGUGCAUAUGUAUUUAUGUGUGUGUAUUAAUUUACAGCCUGCUUUUCACUUAAUGUGUCAUAAAUUUUAUAUCCUAUAUUAUUAUUUUAAUAACUGCAUAAUACAAAUGAACCAAAAUGUUUAUCUAAUCCCCUGUGGUUGGAUCAUAUAGGUUCAAUUUUUCCCUAUUAUAAAUAAAACUUUAAUGAAUCUUCCUAAUACAGUAUUGAUUAUUUUCUUUUUAGAAGUAGAAUUUGUGGGUUGUAAGAUUAUUGGUAAAUAUCUCCAAAUUGCCUUUCUGAGAGAUCAGUUUACACACCCAAUGGCAGAGUCCCCGUUUCCUAUUUUGAUGACGGAAAAUAGUGAGGGGCAACAUUUUUUUAAAUAUGUUGGCCACUCUUUAAUUGGCUGUUUUUUUUUUGAAUAAGUUGACUUUUUCUUGCUAGUUUGUAAGGGUUCUUACUUAUUAAGUGGGUUAGUCCUUUGUCAUUGUGUUUAUGGUGUUUUGGGUUUUUUUACCCUGAGAGGACACUGAGCAAGACCAUCUGGCAAACGCCACUUGGUAUAAGCUAAGACUCGUGGUAGAAGAGGCAGGCAGGGCUAAAGCACAGCUGCACCUGCCUUGGAGCUGUGCUCCAGGAGAGGAACCCAGCUGACCAGUGGCUCUCUGUUUAUACGGGGUAAGCAUGAGAGGGACCUUGAAAGGUAUAUGGGAGGGUAUAUAGGCUGAGCUUAGAUGUCAGCUAUUCUGGGGAGUUAGUUACUGCUGUUGGGAAUCAUGCUGAAAGCUCACACGCUUUAAAGUGAGAAGUUUGGAAUGAGACCCUUUUUCUCGGGAAGGAGGGCAUCACAGGGCCCUCCUAGCCAGCUCAGCUGUGUUGUGUAGUGGUGAUACAUGUGGCAAAACUGUUGCCUGUAUAACCUCGGAAAGAGAAGUUGCACCUAAUGAACUUAAUGGAGCUAGUUAAGGUUAUCGCCAGGCAGAAUGUUAAAGUAUCAAGGCUGCAUUUGUUUAUUUAUACAGGUGAAUAUGAUAAGGUACAGGAAAAGAUAGAUGCGCUAAAGAAGGAACUAUUCUGUUUUCUAGCAGAAUUUAAAAGAUACCUAGGGCUUAGCACAUUCUGGAUUGGCAACUAAAAUGGCUUCCCACUUCCAGUAUCUCCAAUGGCAAUAGAUUCCCAAAGUAAGAAAUACCUCAGGAGACAAAUCACACCAAAGCUGUGGUUCUAUAUCCUUUGUUAUUAAGACCUUAGAAAUAUUUAAUGACUUAAGUGAUAUAACCAAUGAUGUGAAGUGUGAAGUGGUAUCUCAGUGUGGUUUUGAUUUGCAUUUCCCUAAUAACGAAUGAUGUUGAACAUCUUUUCAUCUGCUGAUUGGCCAUCUCUGGAUGUUCUUUGCAGAAAUGUCCACUCAAAUCCUUUGACCAUUUUUAAUUAGAAUAUGUGUCUUUUGAUUGUUGAGCUUGUUCUUUAUAUGUUGAAUUCUAGUCCCUUAUCAGAUACGUGAUUUACAAAUAUUUUCUCCCGUUCUUUGGGUUGUCUUUUCACUUUUUAGUUUUCUCUCUUACGUUUAGGUCUAUGAUCCAUUUUGAGUUAAUUUUUGAGGAAGGGAUUCACCUUCAUUCUUUUGCAUAUCAUUAUUCAGUUGUCUCAGCACUAUUUGCAGGGAAAAAAAACUGUACUUUCGCCAUUGAAUUUUCUUGGCAACAGAAAGUUCAUACAGUUUUAAGGAAUUUGUAUCAAAAUGAAAAUAGGACUCCUGGCCACCAAAUUUUAAUAGGUAGGAAGAAGGAUGGGAAAACUAUUCAGUUGCAAACGGAUUGUUUCUUAUGGAUAAGAAAGACUUUUCAGAAACUCAGAGCCAGGAGCCCAUAGGGCAGAGCUAAGAAUAAUGGAGUAGGGUACCACUCCCAGGUAGCAGAAAUGAACCCAGGAUCACAUUCCUUGCCCCUGACAGUGAGAACUGGUGACAUGCCAACUGGAUUUCAGAAUUAUUAUGGCUUAGUGACUAGCCCCUUAAUGAAAGGAAGUAUCUGUUGCAGUUAUCCUGUCCGCGCCUCACCAUUGAAUGUUGGGUGUAUAGAUGGCGUUUAACUAGUUUAAUUAGUUAAUUAGGUCACAAUAUUCUGGAUUUUAAAAAGCCACAUCAUGGGAAAUCUCAUCCCUAUCUGGACAAGAUAAAGAUCACAAAAUACUUGGACUUUAGCCCGUAUUGGGAGGAAAUGAACAUAUUUUGCAUAUAGGAGAACGAAAAUAAUUGUGGCGAGAGUGGAAUAUAGUAGGUUAAAUAUGGCCACAAAGCUUCAAGCUCCUCCCAUCGGGAGACGGAAUCUAAUUCCCUCAUCCUUGAAUCUGGGCUGGCACUGUGACUUGGUUUGGCCAUAUGUGACAUAAAAGGCAUGGUGUGAGCUGGAAUCCAGGCCUCGAGGACCAUGCAGCUUCUGGUUUGCUCUUGUCGAACCCUGUCCCAACUAAGCAGCCACAUAAGAGAACCGGGUCGCCUACUAGAGGAUGAGAGGCCAUGUGGAAGAGAACCGAGGUGCCCCGUCUGACAGCCAGCACCAGCUGCAGCACACGACGGUGAGUGAGGCGUCUUGGACCUGCCAUCCAGCACAGUGCUCCAGCUAAGUGCAGCCACGUGAGUGAGCCCAGGCAGAACCAGCAGGGAACUGCACGGCCAACCCACAGCAUAGUGAAAAAUAACACGCGGCUGGGUUCUAAGCCACCAGGUUGUGAGGUGGUUCGUUUGCCAUGAACAUUAGGUUCCAUUCACAUCGAAGAAUUCAUGGAGAGGCCACGUGCAAGAGCGAAAGUUGCAAAAACUUCAUUUAUUAAGGUCUGCGUUAGAAGGCCCUACUUGCAGAAAAAGAACUAUAAUAGCUUCUCUUUGGACUGGAUUGGCCUUUCUCGUGAGACCCAGAAAACUUGCAGAAGCAGCAGUUUCUUCACCCCUUGUUCAGGUAAGAAUUACGAAGCAGGGAAGCUGCGAUUAAUGAGACUGUACACUGCCUUAGAGUUCUUGGGAGGAAAUAGGCUUUAUUCAUCCAAAGACUUGUUGAAAGUUGCUGAAAGGAGAACUAGCUUUGUUUCUUGGGGAAAACAAAGUUUGCUUUCACCAUUCCGAGGCCCCGGUCCAAGCCAAGCCAGAAUUGCAGCCGGCAGGCCCCUGGGCUCCGCCUCUGAACCUGGAGUCAGGGUGACAGGCCUUGCGUAUGGGAUGCCUUCUCAGUGGGUGGGCUGACUGGGUGUCAGUUCCCACCCGUCUCUCGUCCCCAUUGGGUGUCAUUUUUCGCCCAACUCCACCUCUGCCCUGCCCCUCUUGCGGUGGUACUGUUUGAACAAUGUUCUCUGUAUUGAGUCUUACACUCUUCCAAGAAAAGGCCUUAGUUUUGUCCAAGAAAAAGAAAAAUGAAUAGAAGAGGCCAAAAUAGAGAUUCCUACUGCUUUUCUGUUAUACAAACAUGACUCCAUAGCCUCCUUGGACGUGGUUUAGUCGUGUUCCUGAGGCGUACCCUUGUGAAAUCAAAUUUAGUGUAAUUGAGAAGCCCACAGGUGACAUGAUAAAAUUAAUUUCGGGCCAUAUAUUCAAAUAGUUCUAUUAUUUAGGAUUUUUAUUAACAGCGUGAAAAUGUUACUUGCCAUUAUCAAAACAUUAUUUACCCAUUAAAAGAAAAGGGAAACCUUUUUCAAAAGAGAAUUUUGCAAUGCACAUUUAAGAAGUUCACGUAAUAGAGAAGGGUAUUAAAGUCAUACCCAUGGCCCUGGGCCCACUUUCCAACAGUAACUAAUAGAAAGAGGCGUUUGUUCUGUUGUUUUGUUUUUCUUAAUGUAUCCUCCCAGACAUUUUUACCCAAGUACAAGCAUAUCAUUAUGUGUCCAUUGUCUCAACUGAGCAGAGCCAGCAUCCCUUUUCUAAGAAAUAUUUGUAAUGUCCCCUUGGCUGUCAUGAGGUAAAAGUCAUGAAGAAAGGGCUUUGGCCAAGCCCCCUAGAAAACGAAACCCGAGGCAAGGAUUAAGCUGAUGUUUUAUGUAAGAGGUCCAAUCCCAGGGCACUGAGAGUGAAGGAGAGUCAGGAGAAAAGG